Trichosurus vulpecula (common brushtail) is the source of this 6676-nucleotide messenger RNA. It is a transcript of the gene ACAN, whose product is annotated as aggrecan. The coding region runs from base 32 to 6640 and encodes 2202 amino acids. Gene Ontology annotation, biological process: cell adhesion. Gene Ontology annotation, molecular function: calcium ion binding; hyaluronic acid binding. Lineage: Eukaryota; Metazoa; Chordata; Mammalia; Diprotodontia; Phalangeridae. The transcript is spliced from 19 exons. The record is from RefSeq and is a predicted model, not a curated record.
UUGGACUGCGCUGUACUGUUUAAGGUAAAUUAUGACCACUUUACUCUUAGUGUUGUUGAGCCUGCGAGUCAUCACUGCAGCCAUCUCUGUGGAGGUUUCAGACCAUGGUAACUCACUGAGUGUGAGCAUCCCAGAGCCUUCUCCCCUCCGUGUCCUCCUUGGGAACUCUCUCACCAUCCCUUGCUAUUUCAUUGACCCUGUGCACCCCGUGACGACGGCCCCCUCCACACCCCCGCUCUCCCCCCGGAUCAAAUGGAGCCGUCUUUCGGAAGAGAAGGAGGUGGUCCUUUUGGUAGCUACUGAGGGGCGUGUGCGGAUCAACAGUGCCUACGAGGACAAGAUCUCACUGCCCAACUACCCCGCCAUCCCCAGCGAUGCUACGCUGGAGAUCAACAACCUUCGCUCCAAUGACUCAGGCAUCUACCGCUGUGAGGUGAUGCAUGGCAUCGAGGAUAGCCAGGCUACCCUGGAGGUCGUUGUGAAAGGCAUCGUGUUCCAUUACAGAGCAAUCUCUACCCGCUACACCCUGGAUUUUGAGAAGGCACAGCAGGCUUGCAUACAGAAUAGUGCAGUCAUCGCCACUCCUGAGCAGCUGCAGGCUGCCUAUGACGACGGCUACCACCAGUGUGAUGCUGGUUGGCUGGCUGACCAAACUGUCAGAUACCCUAUCCACAGCCCCCGUGAGGGCUGUUAUGGAGACAAAGAUGAAUUCCCUGGAGUAAGGACCUAUGGCAUCCGAGAUACCAAUGAGACCUAUGACGUGUACUGCUUUGCAGAGGAGAUGGAAGGGGAAGUCUUUUAUUCUACAUCCCCGGAGAAAUUCACCUUCCAGGAGGCAGCAAAUGAGUGUCGGCGCCUGGGAGCCCGGCUGGCAACCACAGGGCAGCUGUACCUAGCCUGGCAAAGUGGAAUGGACAUGUGCAGUGCCGGCUGGCUGGCUGACCGCAGUGUCCGAUACCCCAUCUCCAAGGCACGUCCUAAUUGCGGGGGCAACCUCCUAGGGGUAAGGACUGUGUACCUGCAUGCCAAUCAGACGGGCUACCCGGAUCCCUUAUCCCGCUACGAUGCCAUCUGCUACACAGGGGAGGACUUUGUCGAGAUCAUACCAGAGAGUUUUACCGACGAUCUGAGCAGUGAAGGGGAGAUCACUAUUCAGACAGUCACUCAGCCCGAUGUGGAACUGCAGCUGCCCCAAAAUGUCACCAAGCAGGAGUCCCGAGGCAGCAUCGUCACCUCAGAGGAUGUCAUCACUCCUACUGGGCCUGAGCCUGAGGAGGCCUUCACUUGGACAGUGAGUGGCACAGGCUACCCAGUGUUGGAAAAUGAGACCGGCGAGGCCACCAAACCAUGGGGCUUCCUUCCGGAGGCCACUGCCUCUUCCCGUGUUACUCUCUUCCCUGGUGAAGUCACAGAGGGGGCUGCCACUGCCACCCCUGAGCUGGGACCUGCCACAGCCUUCACAGGAGAGGGCUUGAUUGCACCGGUGACAGCUGUCCCAGAGGUUGCUGCUGUCCCUGAGCGACCACUCUCGCCAACAGGUGUUGUGUUCCAUUACCGUCCAGGUUCCACCAGAUACUCUCUCACCUAUGAAGAGGCCCAACAGGCCUGUAGGGCCACAGGAGCUGUCAUUGCUACACCAGAACAGCUACAGGCAGCCUAUGAGGCUGGCUAUGAACAAUGUGAUGCUGGCUGGCUGCAGGACCAGACAGUCAGAUACCCCAUUGUGAGUCCCCGGACCCAGUGUGUCGGAGAUAAGGACAGCAGCCCAGGCGUCAGGACCUAUGGCCUACGCCCAGCAUCAGAGACCUAUGAUGUAUAUUGCUACGUAGACUGGCUACUGGGUGAGGUCUUCUUUGCCACUCGACCGGAGCUGUUCACCUUCCAAGAAGCCCAAGAAUACUGUGAAGAGCACAACGCCACCCUGGCUUCCACGGGGCAGCUUUAUGCUGCCUGGCGCCGGGGCCUGGACAAAUGCCAUGCUGGCUGGCUGGCAGAUGGCAGCGUCCGCUAUCCUAUCAUUACGCCCCGCUCUGCAUGUGGUGGGGACAAGCCAGGUGUUAGAACUGUCUACCUGUACUCCAACCAGACUGGCUUUCCUCACCCCCUGUCCCGGCACCAUGUUUACUGUUUCCAAGCUGGGCCUUCUCUGGAGGAAAAAGAAGGUGGCACACAGGUCUCCAUCAUUGAAGAAGAGCUGAUUCCAACUCAGGUGGCUCCAAAGGAGGGAGAAGCCCUAUCCAGGGGAGAAUUUACUACUGUACCCGAGAAUCAGACAGAGUGGGAAGCAGAAUUUUUUCCAACAACUACUUCAUUACUCUCAGUGAGUCCUUCAUCCUGGCCUCCCAUUAGUGCUAUUCCUGAAGAAAGUACUGUAGAGCCUUCUUUCAGUGAAGCACCUUCAGCCUCUGGAGAGCCAUCUGGUGUUCCAGACGUGAAUUUGGGAGUUCCAGAUAUGAGUGCCAGUGGGGAACCAUCAGUCUUUGGAGAGCCAUCUGGUAUUCCAGAUGUGAGUGCCAGCGGGGAGCCAUCAGCCUCUGGAGAGCCAUCUGGUGCUCCAGAUUUGGGAGUUCCAGAUGUGAGUGCCAGUGGGGAACCAUCAGUCUUUGGAGAGCCAUCUGGUAUUCCAGAUGUGAGUGCCAGUGGGGAACCAUCAGCCUCUGGAGAGCCAUCUGGUGCUCCAGAUUUGGGAGUUCCAGAUGUGAGUGCCAGCAGGGAACCAUCAGUCUUUGGAGAGCCAUCUGGUAUUCCAGAUGUGAGUGCCAGUGGGGAACCAUCAGCCUCUGGAGAGCCAUCCGGUGUCCCAGAUCUGGGAGUUCCAGAUGUGAGUGCCAGUGGGGAACCAUCAGUCUUUGGAGAGCCAUCUGGUAUUCCGGAUGUGAGUGGCAGCGGGGAACCAUCAGCCUCUGGAGAGCCAUCCGGUGUCCCAGAUCUGGGAGUUCCAGAUGUGAGUGCCAGUGGGGAACCAUCAGUCUUUGGAGAGCCAUCUGGUAUUCUGGAUGUGAGUGGCAGCGGGGAACCAUCAGCCUCUGGAGAGCCAUCUGGUGUCCCAGAUCUGGGAGUUCCAGAUGUGAGUGCCAGCAGAGAACCAUCAGUCUUUGGAGAGCCAUCUGGUAUUCCAGAUGUGAGUGGCAGCGGGGAACCAUCAGCCUCUGGAGAGCCAUCUGGUAUCCCAGAUCUGGGAGUUCCAGAUGUGAGUGCCAGUGGGGAACCAUCAGUCUUUGGAGAGCCAUCUGGUAUUCCGGAUGUGAGUGCCAGUGGGGAACUAUCAGCUUCUGGAGAGCCAUCUGGUGUUCCAGAUGAGAGUGGAGACUUCAUUGCCAGUGGAGAAGCUUCAGGAGGGUUUGAAACAAGUGGGCAGCCCUCUGAGGGCAGUGUAAGUGGACUGCCCUCUGGCAGCGUGGAUUUCAGUGGCCUUUCAUCUGGAGAAGGCUCUGGGCUACCUGAGGAGAGUGGAUUGGCUUCAGGGGAAACAGAUGUAAGUGGCUGGUCUAGCACUACUGAAGUUAGUGGAUUACCUUCAGGAGAAGACUUAGUUGGGUCUGCUUCUGAACACUUGGACCUUGGGGAGCUGCCUUCUGGAGCUCUAGGAAGUGGCCAAACUCCAGAAACAAGUGGCUUGCCAUCUGGAUUUAGUGGUGAGCACUCGGGGGUGGACUUUGGAAGUGGCCUCGCAUCUGGACUGCCUGAUUUGAGUGGAUUUCCAUCUGGAUUCCCAACUGUCUCUCUUGUUGAUACUACAUUGGUGGAAGUGGUCACAGCAACCACUGCCAGCCAGUUAGAAGGGAAGGGAACCAUUGGAAUCAGUGGUCAAGGAGAAAUAUCAGGGCUGCCAUCUGGAGAGUGGGAUAUUAGUGGAGGAACUAGUGAACUACCUUCAGGAACUGAGCUCAGUGGACAGGCAUCAGGAUUGCCUGAUACCAGUGGGGAAACAUCUGGAAUAUUUGGAAUAAGUGGACAGGCAUCUGGAAUUCCUGAAGCCAGUGGAGAAACAUCUGGACUAUUUGAGGUCAGUGGGUAUGUACCUGGAACUCCCGAGACCAGUGGAGAAACAUCUGGAAUAUUUGGAAUCAGUGCAUCUGGCUUUCCUGAUGCCAGUGGAGAGACAUCAGGGAUUUUUGACUUAACUCAGAAGCCAUCUGAAAUACCCUAUGUCAGUGGUCAACCCUCUGGAUUACCUGAUGCCAGUGGAGAAACAUCUGGAGUACUUGAACCCAGUGGAGAGCCUUCUGGUAUAACAGAUAUCAGUGGGGAGACAUCUGGAGUACUAUUUGGCAGUGGGCAACCAUUUGGAGUAACUGACCUCAGUGGAGCAACAUCUGGAGUAUUUGAUAUCAGUGGGCAACCAUCUGGAGUUCCUGGGUUCAGUGGUGAAACAUCUGGAAUAUCUGAUCUGAGUGGGGUGGGUGAUCUCAGUGGUUUGGUUUCUGGGACUGUAAGUGGCAGUGGUGAAUCAACCAGUGUUACAUUUGUUGAUACUGGUUUUGUUGAAGUGGCCCCAACUGCAUUCAGGGAAAAGGAAGAAGGUUUAGGUUCUGUGGAAAUAAGUGGCUUUCCUUCUGGGGAGGCAGAUCUAUCAGGUAACUUCUCUGGAAUUGUGGACUUCAGUGGACAAUCAUCUGGAACCAUAGAAUCCAGUGGGCUUGCUUCAGGUGCCCCAGAAUUUAGUGGCCUGCCAAGUGGAUCAGUGGAGUUCAGUGGAGAACCCUCAGGAGCAGGGACUGGAAGUGGCCUGACAUCUGGAGAAUAUGACAGUAGUGGACUUUCGUCUGGUUUUCCCACAGUAUCUCUUGUAGAUAGAACUUUGGUUGAAUCCACAACUCCAACUUCAACAGCAGAAGAGGCAGGAGAAGGACCUUUUGGGGUCUUAGAAAUCAGUGGAACCCCUUCAGGAGAAACAGAAGCCUCUGGGGAAGUAUCUGGAAGUGUGGAUCUCAGUGGGUCACAGCCAGGCUUGAUAGAGACCAGUGGAGAGUCAUCUAGCACACCAUCUUUCAGUGGUGAUUUUUCUGGGGUCACUGAUGUAAGUGGAGAAUCAUUGGCAGUCACCAGCAGCAGUGGAGAGGCCUCAGGGUUUCCAGAAGUCACUUUGAUUACCACAGAUUUAGUGGAAGCAGUUACCAAACCAACAGUUUCACAAGAACUCGGUCAAGGAUCUACCGUGACACUUCCUUAUUUUGUUGAGUCCAGUGGAGAGUCCUCAGUUUCUGGUGAGUUCAGUGGAAUGUCAACAACCCAUGAAACUGAGGUAGAGGCAUCAGCAGUUCCUGAGGUGAGUGGUGAGUUAUCAGCAUAUCCUGAGGCAUCUGCUGUCCCUGAUGUAAGUGGCACAACAUCUGCACUUUAUGAAACUGACCAUGAAGUACCUUCAUCAUCAAAUGGAAGUGGGGAAACAUCUACUUUCCAGGAAGUGACCAGUGACCCAUCCUCCACACCUGACCUGAGUGGAGAAUCAUCUGCCUUUCCUGGGAUCUCCGAGGAAACAUCUACUACACAUGAUAUUAAUGGAGAAACAUCCAGCCCCCAAGAUGUGGACUUAGAAACAUCAUCUGUGCCUCUGGCCAGUGGUGAAUUCCCUGUGAGUCUUGAAAACAGGACUGAUGUAAGUGGGGAAGUUUCUGGACUCCCAACCCCACCCCUGCCAGAAAUUUCAGGUGACAUCUCUUUGCCAGAUGUAGUCAUUAGCACCAGUGUUUCGGACACUGAAUUCAGGUAUCCGACCCAGAGCCCUGAAGAGGCUCAAACAGAAAUUGAGUCCUCUAGUCCUUUAGUAUCAGGAGAAGAGACUGAAGGAGUUGGAACAGUUCCCUCCCCCACAGACACUUCCAUUGCAUCUCAAGCUUCCUCAGAUGGGAGACAAGAAUCAGAGUCCACAACUGAAGACAUCGAUGAAUGCCACUCAAACCCCUGUCUGAAUGGAGGUACCUGCGUGGAUGGCAUCGACUCUUUCACAUGCUUAUGCCUUCCCAGCUACGGAGGGGACCUGUGUGAGAUCGACCAGGAGAUUUGCGAAGAGGGAUGGACCAAAUUCCAGGGACACUGUUACCGGCACUUCCCUGACCGGGAAACCUGGGUCAAUGCUGAGAGCCAAUGCCGACAGCACCAGUCUCAUCUGAGCAGCAUUGUCACACCUGAGGAGCAGGAGUUCGUCAACAACAAUGCCCAAGACUACCAAUGGAUUGGACUCAAUGACAGAACUAUCGAAGGUGAUUUCCGUUGGUCAGAUGGACACCCCUUGCAAUUUGAGAACUGGAGACCCAACCAGCCAGACAACUUCUUUGCCACUGGGGAAGACUGCGUAGUGAUGAUCUGGCAUGAGAAGGGUGAAUGGAAUGAUGUCCCUUGCAACUAUCACCUGCCAUUCACGUGUAAGAAGGGCACAGUGGCUUGCGGAGACCCUCCUGUCGUCGAACAUGCUAGGACCUUUGGACAGAAAAAGGACCGGUAUGAAAUAAACUCACUGGUCCGAUACCAGUGCAAGGAGGGCUUUGUCCAGCGCCAUGUACCCACAAUCCGAUGCUUACCUAGUGGACACUGGGAAGAGCCACAGAUAGCCUGCAUAGACCCUGCCACCCACAAGCGACGACUACAAAGGCGAAACUCGCAGCCUCAGCGGAGCAACGUCCACAGCACAGCCCACUAGACAGUCAAUUCCCCCCAGAGAGCCAAAAAGGACAGA